AAACAAAAAUCAAUUGGUAUAAGAUCGUAUUGCAAAAUAAUUGUACGGUCAAUCGAGAUGUUUGUUACGUCGAUCUCUUGACCAUCGAGUUCUCGGCCAUCUUUCCUUCUUUACGCAAUUAGUCAUUAGGUUCGACUCAUCGCGCCACAUCGAUCGCGCAAGAUGUUCUAAACAAAUAUGUACUAUCUUGUCGGAAAACAUCGUGUGCCACGUCGGUUAAAUGCAAGGUCAUUUUUCGGUACGAAUCAUUCAGUUUCACACAAGCAGCUCCGUCGAACGUGUUGACUGAAAGCAUGGCGCUCCUCGCGAAAAUCGCCAAGUGUGAGGUACGAAAAUAUGUGUCGCCUUCGCGUUCGGUAUGCCGACUGUCAUUUCACUCUUCGAAAAUUCUCGUUGCGUUGUAGCUGCAAUUGCAGACUGCAUUUGAACGUAAUAGUGCAGGAAAUCGGACCAUCUAGUGGAUAUCCGACGAACUGCAAGAACUCUGCGUUAGCGCGAAAAUCGAUCUGCAAAUUGUUUCGUGCAUCUCAUGCUUCAACGAUUUUUUUUUCAGUGCGUGCAUAAAUCUAAAUAAUUAUUUUUAUAUUCGUAAUAGUGAAUCUCGAGUGUUGAUAAAUCGACAUGUAAAACUCGGUUUACCAGAUCCUAUAGCAAUGCCGCCCCAACGAUUAAAAUGUACAUCGAUGGACAAUUUAUAGAAUCAAACGCCACAGAGUUCACCGAUGUCCAUGACCCAGCAACGAAUCAAUUGUUGUGUCGUACUCCAAAAUGCACGAGGGACGAGAUGGAGAGUGCGGUACAGAGUGCACGAAAUGCAUAUGAAAAGUGGCGGCACACCAGCGUACUAACGAGACAAAAUUUGAUGCUAAAGUACCAAGCUCUUAUUCGCGAGCACUCGAAAGAGAUUGCGGCGAAUCUCGUGAAAGAAAAUGGAAAGACCAUGGCUGACGCGGAGGGAGAUGUGCUUCGAGGUCUUCAGGUCGUCGAUGCGUGCACGUCGAUCCCGAUGCUCCAAAUGGGAGAAUCCUCGACCAACAUCGCUACAGACAUGGACAUCAUCUCGUACAAAGUACCCCUCGGUAUUACCGCAUCCAUUUGUCCCUUCAACUUUCCCGCGAUGAUACCGCUUUGGUCGUUUCCGAUAUCGGUCGCAUGCGGAAACGCCGCUAUCCUGAAGCCGUCGGAGCGGGUACCAGGUGCGUCUAUGAUCCUCGCUGAUCUCUUCACGAAAGCCGGUGCACCAGCUGGUAUUUUAAAUGUAAUACACGGCCAACAUGCAGCUGUGGACUUUAUCUGCGAGCAUCCCGAUAUUAAGGCUGUCUCGUUCGUCGGUUCCGAUCAAGCGGGCAAGUAUAUUUACAAGCAGAGCAGCGCGCAUGGCAAAAGGGUACAGUGCAACAUGGGCGCUAAAAAUCAUUGCGUCGUUCUGCCAGACGCGAAUAAGAACAAAACAUUGUCGCAAAUCGCCGGGGCGGCUUUCGGCGCCGCUGGGCAGCGAUGCAUGGCGCUUUCGGUGGCCAUCUUCGUUGGUAAAUCCAAGGAAUGGAUACCCGAACUGGUGGAGGCGGCGAAGAGAUUGAAGGUAAACGCCGGUCACGUGCCCGGUACGGAUCUAGGGCCUGUUAUAUCGCCGCAAGCGAAGCUGAGGAUCAGCGAACUGGUCGAAUCCGGUGUUAAAGACGGCGCGAAAUUGGCCCUCGACGGAAGGGGUAUUGUUGUGCCCGACUACGAAAAUGGAAACUUUGUUGGGCCCACAGUGUUAACUAAUGUUAAGCCUACAAUGAAAUGUUACACGGAAGAAAUAUUCGGGCCCGUUUUAUCGUGCGUGUUUGCUGACACUACCGACGAGGCCAUCGACAUCAUCAAUAAAAAUCCUUACGGCAAUGGCACGGCAAUUUUCACGACAAAUGGCGCGACAGCCAGAGCAUUUGUGAACAGAAUCGAAGCUGGCCAAGUCGGCGUCAACGUUCCCAUACCCGUCCCCCUACCAAUGUUCAGUUUCACCGGCAACAAAGGUUCCUUCCUCGGCGAUAUGCACUUUUACGGAAAAUACGGCGUAAAUUUCCACACACAAACGAAGACAAUAACACAGCUAUGGAGAUCUAGCGAUGCUACCGACAUCGCGUCAUCGACGGCGAUGCCUACUAUGCAAUAAAGCUGUAAUUAUGUGUAAUUUUACGGCAUUACAACGUACCAAAACUUCACUCAACUUAAUUGUGUUCUCAAAUUUUCAUAAAUAAGGAAACUGUAGAAAACCGUACAGAACUUAAUUUUGCGGCUCGUUACGCAAUUAUAACAAUGUCUUCCAUUGUUAUGUACAAAACGCUGUUCCUACUAAUGUUGAGUAUAUUUUUAUGGCCUAGAUAGACUAUAUAUAUUUUAUAUACCACAAUAAAGUAUAGUCCAAAUAUCCAAAUUCUUUAUUUGUGCCUUGAAAAUAAAAAUUUGUUUACAUUAAUUAAAAUCAAUUAUAGAAGCUAAACAUAGUAUGAAAUUAAAUAAAGAAUUUAUACCGCUAUCUGUACAUAAUCUAUUUAAGUUAAUAUAUUUUAUUAUUAUUGAAAAAUAUUUCUUACAAAUAAAAUUGAUUAUUUAUA
Molecule: messenger RNA, 2597 nt
Organism: Monomorium pharaonis (pharaoh ant)
Lineage: Eukaryota; Metazoa; Arthropoda; Insecta; Hymenoptera; Formicidae
Product: probable methylmalonate-semialdehyde dehydrogenase [acylating], mitochondrial
Exons: 8
Coding region: 674-2155 (493 amino acids)
Biological process (GO): thymine catabolic process; L-valine catabolic process
Cellular component (GO): mitochondrion
Molecular function (GO): methylmalonate-semialdehyde dehydrogenase (acylating, NAD+) activity; malonate-semialdehyde dehydrogenase (acetylating, [NAD(P)+]) activity
Source: RefSeq, a predicted model, not a curated record